This is a messenger RNA of Engraulis encrasicolus (European anchovy), 1919 nucleotides long. Its product is annotated as transmembrane protein 127. The coding region runs from base 75 to 725 and encodes 216 amino acids. The record is from RefSeq and is a predicted model, not a curated record. The transcript has 3 exons. NCBI's taxonomy places the organism in Eukaryota, Metazoa, Chordata, Actinopteri, Clupeiformes, Engraulidae.
AUGUGCCAGUGCUUCACUCUGGUCUGUGUGUGUGUGUGUGUGUGUGUGUGUGUGUGUGUGUGUGUGUAGGCAUCAUGGUUCUGAGCUUGUCCCCUGCGGCGGUGUGCCAGUGCUUCACGCUGGUCUCUCUCUGUACCUCCAUCGCGGAUCCUGACUGGAUCGAGGUGCAGAACAGCUCGGACCCGAAAGGACGACAGCUGAUAUACGGAGUCGCAUUCACACUCCACUCCGGGAAAAACAUCACCGACGCAGGUCCACUAGGUGGCUCUACUGGUCUUGGUGUGUAUCUGCUGUACGCGUUAGCCGCCGUGUGCUACGCUACCGUGCUGACUUCCUCUUCCUGCUUCCUGCUGGACUUCCUGGGCGUGGCCUCUUACCAGCCCAAACUCGUCAGGUCCCUACACAUCUGCACAGCGUUCCUGGCGGUGUCCAUACUGGGUGUGUUCGGCUCUAGUGUCUAUGUGAUUUGGCGUAACGUGCGAGAGGGCCCCCUGGAGGCGUUUGUGGGCGAGAGCGUCUACAUCGCCGUGCUCGGAAUCUUCUUCUCCUUCGUGGCCGCCGCGUUCAGCUUCUUCAACCAAUCGGAGCCCGGCGUGGCGGUGACAUCACCGUCGUCAUCGCUGGCCUAUGCCGUCCAGGAAGAGGACGACACGGAGCCCCUGAUUGGCCAACGACAAGCUGGGAGGAGGGAGGAGCCUGCGGGCCGGGAGGCGUCACCUGACUGAGCUCGGCCAAUGGGAGGGGGAGCUGAGGUUUGCACUGGUGAGAUUCAGGAAGUUGGACGCUUGCAGGACGGAUGUGAUUGGUCAAGGCCCUUAACUCAAGGGCGUCGGCAUACCAAAGACGUGACUGGAUGGCUGAGUGACUGACAGUACUGUGGGCCAAUCAGCUCUGUCUGAGCAGCACAGACGUGUUCCCAUUGGCCCAGAGAACCUCCCUCCCUCUGUCUCUCUUGUCCCAUUGGCCCAGAGACCCUUCUUCCCUCCCUCGCUCUCGUCCCAUUGGCCCAGAGACCCUCCCUCCCUCCCUUUGUCCCUCUCGUCCCAUUGGCCCAGAGACCCUCUCUCUCAGCCCAUUGGCCCAGAGACCCUCCCUCUCGUCCCAUUGGCCCAGAGACCCUCUCUCUCAUCCCAUUGGCCCAGAGACCCUCCCUCUCGUCCCAUUGGCCCAGAGACCCUCCUUCCCUCCCUCUCCUUCUCUCGCAUGGACCCUUUAGCUGCCUGACUAAACUCGUUUUGGUCAUUUUAACGUGUUAUUUGAUGUGUUUUUGAUGUUUUUGGUGUAAUGUUGUUUUUUUAAAGUGCUUUGUAUAUUUUAUGUUUUUAUUUUUGUGUCUACGGAUGUCAGGGCCAGCCGCUCUUUGGACCAACACACCCUCACACAUACUAUUCAUAACACACACACACACUCACACACACACACACACACACACACACACACACACACACACACACACACACACACACACACACACACACACACACACACACACACACACUAUGAAGCACACUGUACAUACACCUGCACACAUGCUAUAUGAAGCACACAAAUGCUGUGUACAUACACAUACUCGUUCCAACAAUAUGAAACACACACACACACACACACACACACACACAGGACCACAGGUGUGUGUCGAUGUGAGUGUUGGGUUUUUAACCACUAGUCUUGAAUGUUUUACUGACCCCCCUUACUGACUAAGUGUGUGUGUGUGUGUAUGUGUGUGUGUGUGUGUAUGUGUAUGUGUGUGUGUGUGUGUGUGUGUGUGUGUGUGUGCGCGUAUGUGUGUGUGUAUGUGUGUGUGUGUGAGUGCGUCCUAAAUGUUUUUCCCCACACUGCUGACAGCUGAGCUAAGUGUGAGGGUAGAGGAACACUUUUUAUGGAUAACAUGGAUGUGUGAGAAAGAACACACACACACA